Messenger RNA from Eimeria mitis, 258 nucleotides. RefSeq lists its product as uncharacterized. NCBI's taxonomy places the organism in Eukaryota, Apicomplexa, Conoidasida, Eucoccidiorida, Eimeriidae. Bases 1 to 258 code for a protein of 85 amino acids. The record is from RefSeq and is a predicted model, not a curated record. The transcript has a single exon.
AUGCAGCAGCAGCAGCAGAAAAUGCAGCAGCAGCAGCAGAUGCAGCAGCAGCAGCAGCACAUGCAGCAGCAGCAGCAGAUGCAGCAGCAGCAGCAGCACAUGCAGCAGCAGCAGCAGCAGAUGCAGCAGCAGCAGCAGCAAAUGCAGCAGCAGCAGCAAAUGCAGCAGCAGCAGCAGAUGCAGCAGCAGCAGCAGCAAAUGCAGCAGCAGCAGCAGAUGCAGCAGCAGCAGCAGCACAUGCAGCAGCAGCAGCAGUAA